Messenger RNA from Pneumocystis murina B123, 300 nucleotides. RefSeq lists its product as hypothetical. The transcript has 3 exons. Bases 1 to 300 code for a protein of 99 amino acids. NCBI's taxonomy places the organism in Eukaryota, Fungi, Ascomycota, Pneumocystomycetes, Pneumocystales, Pneumocystaceae. The record is from RefSeq and is a predicted model, not a curated record.
AUGGAUAGUUCAGAAAAUCACAUAUUACAAUUAUAUACUUCAUUUGCAUCAGCUUCUUUAUUUAUCCAGUCAAGUACGUCUCGUCUUCAAUUUCUUCUGGAGACUGCUCGUUUUCCUUUUGAAAUUGUUGAUCUUGCAUCCAAUCCAGCGGCAAAGGAACUUUGGAGUAGUUCUAAUAAUGGAAAAUCUCUUCCUGCAGUUAUUAAAGAAGGAAAAAUUCUUGGUAAUAUUCAUGAUAUAGAAAAUGCAAACGAAAAUGGAUUAUUAAAGGAAGUACUUACGGGGAGAGCAUGUUUAUAA